CUGCCCGCGGCCCUCGCCCGAGUGACCCCCGCGGCCCCUCUCUGAGCCCCCCAGCCGGGGUCUUCCACAGUGCCAGCAGGUGCCUGGGUCAGCGGCGGGGCUCCCGGCAAGGCAUCUGCCCUGCGACCCCAGCGGGCCGCUCCUCGCAAGGGCCCAGACCCCCUCGGCCCACCUGAGCCCCCUGGCCCCCCAGAUGCCCGGCUGAGACCCAGCAGUGGCCUGAGCUGCCCGCGCCUGCCCCUGGCCCCGAGGUUGGCACAGCGGCGGACGACUCCGGGGGCGCCGGGCGGCUAACGGACGCAGCCCCGGAGCUGAGCCGCGGCGCCAUGGGCAGUGCCAGCCCGGGCCUGAGCGGGGCCCCCGGCCGCCUGCUGCUGCCCCCCGACGCCGCGCUGCGGACAGGCCUGGAGAAGGCGGUGGGCGCCGCGGGCCCCGAGCGGCAGGACUGGAGCCCCAGCCCGCCGGGCACCCCCGAGCCGGGCCUCUCGGCCUUCUACCUCUCCUACUUCGACAUGCUGUGUCCCGACCCCGGCGCCUGGACCCCCAAGGGCCCCGCGGCCAGCGGCGGCCGCGAGGAGCGGCCGGAGGAGCCCGAGCAGUGCCCGGUCAUCGACAGCCAAGCCCCGGGGGGCAGCCUGGACCUGGCGCCCGGCACGCUGGCGCUGGAGGAGCAGUCGCUGGAGCAGGUGCAGACCAUGGUGGUGGGGGAGGUGCUCAAGGACAUCGAGACGGCCUGCAAGCUGCUCAACAUCACGGCGGACCCGGUGGACUGGAGCCCUGGCAAUGUGCAGAAGUGGCUCCUGUGGACGGAGCACCAGUACCGGCUGCCCCCGGUGGGCAAGGCCUUCCAGGAGCUGGGGGGCAAGGAGCUGUGUGCCAUGUCGGAGGAGCAGUUCCGCCAGCGCUCGCCCCUGGGCGGGGACGUGCUGCACGCCCACCUGGACAUCUGGAAAUCAGCGGCCUGGAUGAAAGAAAGGACUUCGCCGGGGGCCAUGCACUUCUGUGCCUCUACGGUGGAGGAAAGCUGGACGGACAGCGAGGUGGACUCGUCGUGCUCCGGGCAGCCCAUCCACCUGUGGCAGUUCCUCAAGGAGCUGCUGCUGAAGCCCCACAGCUACGGCCGCUUCAUCCGGUGGCUCAACAAGGAGAAGGGCAUCUUCAAGAUUGAGGACUCGGCCCAGGUGGCGCGGCUCUGGGGCAUCCGCAAGAACCGGCCCGCCAUGAACUACGACAAGCUGAGCCGCUCCAUCCGCCAGUAUUACAAGAAGGGCAUCAUCCGCAAGCCCGACGUCUCCCAGCGCCUGGUCUACCAGUUCGUGCACCCCAUCUGAGCCGGGACCCAGGCAGGGGGCACUGGGCAGCGGGGCGGCCCCAGAAGCCCCAAGGAGCUGCUUCUGCCUCAGGCCUGGCGACUACUCAUGUGCCCCGUCCAGGGAGGCCGGAGGGGCCCUCCGUGUCCACUGCCCCCCAAGGCAGGCCUGCUCUCCACCCUGCCUGUCAGACUGGGGGGGGUCAGAGCUGCAGUCACCUGCCCAUGGUGACUCGCCUU
Molecule: messenger RNA, 1549 nt
Organism: Sorex araneus (European shrew)
Lineage: Eukaryota; Metazoa; Chordata; Mammalia; Eulipotyphla; Soricidae
Gene: SPDEF
Product: SAM pointed domain containing ETS transcription factor
Exons: 6
Coding region: 327-1331 (334 amino acids)
Biological process (GO): cell differentiation; regulation of transcription by RNA polymerase II
Cellular component (GO): nucleus
Molecular function (GO): DNA-binding transcription factor activity, RNA polymerase II-specific; sequence-specific DNA binding
Source: RefSeq, a predicted model, not a curated record